Messenger RNA from Solanum verrucosum, 4354 nucleotides. RefSeq lists its product as uncharacterized. The record is from RefSeq and is a predicted model, not a curated record. The transcript has 4 exons. NCBI's taxonomy places the organism in Eukaryota, Viridiplantae, Streptophyta, Magnoliopsida, Solanales, Solanaceae. Bases 1160 to 4354 code for a protein of 1064 amino acids.
CAGGCUUGUGAGGAAGAGAAGAAGAAUUACAACAAAACGUCGACUUUCGCAAGGCUAGUUUCCGGCGAGUGAUUUCCGUCGCCGAUCGAGUUUUCCGGCUGAGAUUUGUUUUGUUUUCUUCAUUCACAUAAUUAAACCAAUAUAUCAAGAAGAAGAAGAAUUUGCCAUUGUUUCUGUUAGCGAGACCUGAAGAUUAGUUGUUUCUGCGAAAAUCGCAUUCUUUUGAAAAGCAUCGUCAAGUUUUGAGUAGAAGAAGUUGUCGCGGAAUCUUUACUUGUCGGCAGGUUUAAUUUUUGUUGGUUGGGAAGAAAAUUAACAGGUAUUGAAAACCCUAGCUAAUGCUUUUCUGCGAUUUUUUGUUCAUUGUUUUUCACUAAUCAUCGGAGGAGAAUAUACAAUGUUUGGGACUACCAGAUAUGUGGUUUUAGAAGACAAAUCUAGGGUUAUUUCCUUCCUUUUCAAGCUGUCAAUGGCUUCAAGAUUCAUGAUCACCCCGGAAUUGCCUUUGUUUUGUCUACUCUAUAUUGAUUCUCCAGUGCCGCGACAAUUGAAGUUGCGAUUUGAUCAAAAUUCCUUUCAAUUUGGAUUUAAAAAUCCAUAGUUUUAUCUUUGAUGAUUCUUUUCUGGCCUCGUGUAUAUCAAUCAAUAGCUGAAGCAAUUGAAGUUGCGAUUCAGGAUCAAGCCGAAAGUGCCUUUGUUUUGUCUACUGUAUAAUGAUUCUCUGGUGCCGAGGCAAUUAAAGUUGCGAUUUGAUCAAAAUCCCAUCCAAUUUGGAUUUUAAUAUCCAUAACCUUAUCUUUGAUGAUUGUUUUCUGGCCUCAUGUAUAUCAAUCAAUAGCUGAAGAAUUAAGUGCUUUCUGGUGGCAUAGGAUCUGUGGUUGGAGGUCAGAAAUAGCUCAUAAAACAAGAGGUUGAGGAGUCAACUAAGCAUCUCAGUGGAGGGAUUGAAUACCCAGAUACCUAAGCCAAUCAUCAGAUUGUUCCCGGGUCCCCAUUCCUGGAAAGACUCGGCUUCAAAACCUUAGACUUGCUUGUGUACAUGUCCUGAUAAUUUAAAAUCGACAUUUGAGUUGUUCAAUUAAUAGAAACAAGCCUAUUGAAACGUUACACAAGACUUUUGGAUGGAGUUUGUAAGUUGAUUGGAUCCAUAUCUGGCAACAUGCUUAGUACUGUAAGUCCGGAAGUUGCAAAGUCUAUAAAUGCUGAGCUGAGUUGGAAGUCUGUGACAAAGGGAAGGCGGUCUAGGAGGACAGUUGCUAGACGCCUCAAUGAGGGUAUGAAGGUGAUGAACAGGAGUCCUAAGAGGGUUGGAGAUUUUUCAGGCUCAGAUUCUGACAAGAUUCAUGGUGCUGGAUGUUGGUCUUCUGAUAAAGAUGAACAUGUUCCAAUUAAGAAAAGAAGGAAUUUGCUUCAAACUUCAUUGGCGCAAUCUCGAAAUCCAUCUAUUGACUGUGAAGAUUCACUAUCACCACAAUCUCUUCUAGCAACUCCUAUGCCAUCAGAAGACUCCAAGCAAAUUUCGAUCUAUAGCCAUUCAUCUGAUAAUUGGAGUUCAGACCCACGUUCUAGUGGACGUGCGUUGAGAUUUGACAGAAAGGUAGCCCGUAAAGUUGGUCUUAGUGAUAGAUUGGUAGAUGCUAAAAGUUCUAAGGUUGCUACUGGGAAACUUUACAAUUCAGAAGACUUCUUGGGAAUUGCGCUUUUAGCUGAUGCUGCUUGCACUAAUGACAAGGAUGGUGACCUUGAUAAUGCAAAGGAAGCACAUGCUAUGGUUGCAUGUGCAGCACCAGGGGGAUUUGCUGGGUCUGCUCCUCAUCCGAAGGACAUAUCGGCCCUGAAGGAGUUGACGGAUCCUGGUAGAGGAGAUAUGAUGCAUGGAAGCAAGAUGGAGGCCUCCACUGUUAAUGAAUCGGUUGUUGCUCUUAAAGUUUUUGCUGACUUUAAAGAACCAUCAGUUGUAAGUAGACUAGUGUCACCAAAGGUCGACAGAAUACACUGGGAUCUCAACACCUUAGUGGAAACAUGGGUGCAACCUCCCAAGGAUUCCUCUAUGGAAAAUGCCUUUGCCAAUGGCUUAGAUAAUGGAGCACAGAAAGAGAAACUCAAAAUAGAAAUUUGUGAUAAAAAAGGGGAUUUUGAAUACUAUAAACCCAUUUCUGGGCAUCCUGAUCAAAAUAGAACAGUUUAUGAGCUUGCUGAAGUAUGCAAGCUUGAAUCAGUCUUAGUUAAUGAUAGAAUCUCUGGUGAGUUUGGAAACAUUGUUUGCCAUUCUACCAAAGCCUUGGACUUUUUAUCUGCGCAAAGAGAAACAUUUGAUGAACUUGUCACUGGAGAUGCAUCAUUAGCUGAUUCUUCUUUAGUUAAAUCACAUAAUGCUUCAUGGAUGCUUGUUUCAAAUGGAUUAAUUACAAAUGCUUCUGAUGGCCUAGUUUUGACACACAUUAGAAAUUCUUCUGUAAAGGCUGCAGGAUUUAAUAAAGCUGCUUUAUCUGAGGUCCCAUACCCAGCAAAGCCUGGUUGUGAGAAUGCCUCUAAAUACAUUGACUGUAGUGAUCCUAUAACCAGUGAAGUAUCUGAUACUAGUAUUUUGAAUGUCAUGGAUAUUGAAAGUUCUGAUAGUAAUCCUACAGAAAAAUAUUUCUGCCUUCAUUCAUCCAAGUGUGAAGAUUUGUCUGCAUCGAAGGCCUCAAUAGUUGAGGGCCAGUCUGUUACCGUUGAACCCAUGGAGCAACAUGACAACAUUUUAGCUAUUGAUUCUCAAAUGCAGUUAGAAGGGAAUGAAGUAAUUUCUAAGUUCAGUGAUAACUUAACAUUUAAUCAAGUGAAAAACUGCACAACUUCUGGGAAGGACUCCUCAAGAAGCUGUAAUGAGGGGUUGCAGAUCGAUGAUACUAGUCUAUUUGCAAGGAGUGCUUCGGCUUUUGAAGAUAGCCAUAAUUCUGAUAUAUCUCAUGAAGAUCAUAGUCAACUGAUUAGUCGAGAGCAUGUGACUAGAAUUGAGGCUGGCUAUGAUUCUCCAUUUGAGGAUGGAGAAUUAAAGGGAUCAAUUAUGUAUUCUUUGGAGGACAAUGAAAUUAAGGAUGGUGAAGAUGAAUGUGUUAAUUAUGCAUCAGAUGGUAGAGUUGACUUGGAUUUUGAUGCCAGUGAUUACCCAUCCUCUGAAAUGGUUGAAGCAGGUUCUGAUGGUUCACAAAAUACAGAAAAAAGAAUCUCGUCAACCAGCGGACCAAGAGUGAAUUUUAUGAAGGGUGGAUCUGCAAAAAGCUUUAUGAAGAGGCAAUUCAACAGGGAGGACAAUAACAUUGGUGAUAGUGAUGGAAAUAAAAGGUUGGGUCCUGGAUCUGGAUCUACAACUCUAAGGUUCAGUGAUAAGAUUGGAGGAAAAGAAGAUGUUUUUAGAAAAGGACAUACAUCUGAUCGCAUGGCAGCAUAUGAAUUCAGAGGGUCAUACACGGAGGAAAUUAGUUCAAAGAAAAACAGAGGGAAGCUACAGUCACGUAUUGAAGGAUCGCUAUAUUUGGGUGUGGCAGAUGGGAAUAGCGCUGCACGGAAGUACCAAAACAGGCCCCAUAACCUUAUUGGUUGUUACAAUAAGCAUGUAAGAGAAGUUAGUCCAGAAAAAUUCGUUGGUAGAUAUCGAUCUGGUUAUAAUUCACUAGACAAAGGGGCAACGAAUGGCCAGUGGAAUAGCUCGAAUUCAAGAAAUUGCUACCCAAAUGCUUAUCGUGAUAACUACUCAAGAAAUUGCUACCCUGAGAGUGAUAACUACUCAAGGCACUGCAAUUUUGAAAAUUCUGCUGACAAGUUUGGUGGGUUAAACUCUCGAGAUCAUCAGCAAUCAAUAAUUUUUCCCUCAGAAGGUGCGCGCAGGCCACUUGUGAGGAGGAGAUCAUCUGUUGAAAGGGAUGACUAUUAUGAUGUCCAUAGGAGGAUGGUACCAAUGAGAGGCUACCGGAGCCGCAAUGGUGCUGAAAGUGUCUCUGAGAGGGUUGCAAGAGGUGUAAGGGAAGAAAGGUAUGAGUUUAUACCUGGUGAUGGUGAUUUAUCUUCUCUACGCAUGCCUCAGUAUAUACCCAGAGGAGAAAGAACUGGUUCUCCAGCUUCAAGUAGAGUAGCUCGUAUUUCACUGCCGAAGAGGAGAUAUCGUUCAAGAUCUAGAACACCUUCUCCCCAUUCGUGGCAUACACAGAGAGAACGAAACCUCAACAGCAGAAGAAGGCAUAGUAGAUCUCCAGAUAUAAGGUCUGAUGCCAGAAUGAAGCGAACAAGAAUGCCCUUCCGGAAACAUGGUUUUACAGCCAAUUAUGGUGAAGAUUUCUCAUCUCCAACAAGAGGCCACGUAACUUUUGGUUAG